This is a messenger RNA of Amoebophrya sp. A25, 2013 nucleotides long. Lineage: Eukaryota; Dinophyceae; Syndiniales; Amoebophryaceae. The record is from the annotation of a GenBank genome assembly.
UCCUGGGUUUAGAGGUCCAACACAUUAACACAUGGAUCAGAAAAAUCUUCUGAAAAUAUUUUUUAAUUGAGAGGAUUUUGAUACAUACAUACAUCAUACGGAGAAAACAUCUAGUACAUAUAAUCUUAAUUACCCCUUCUAGAGUGGGUAACCUAUUACUACUGCUACAUAUUGCACAUCAAAUGUCGGGAGAAGAGCCAGCACCGAUUGCGGAGCCUCUGCCAGAUCCGCCUAAGGCAGAGGGCGUCGGCGCGAGAGUCAGCAACAUGGUCUCAUAUCUGAGCGAGAAGGGAACAGAGAUCAUCGACAAAACCAAGGAAAAAACAAAAGAGGGAUACGCGAAAGCUAUGGAGAAUGAACGGUAAAUAGUAGUAGUUUUAGCACUGACCAGUAGAGAUAGUAGUUUUAGUAAAAAUGACCAGAGAUGAUGUACGGUCUUCUGCGCCUCCAGUAUGUAAUAAAUUUGUCUAGUUGUUUAGGAGAUGGUAUAUGAUUGUUUAAACGGGCGGUGGCAUAUAGUCCUCCUAUGGAAAAAAAAAGAGUUCUAGCAAGAGAAGGGCAGCCGAAGUCGCCAACUGAAUGAAUGAGUGACCCGCAUGCAAGUUCGAUUAGUUUUGGCUGUAGUACAAGUGGAAUUGCGAAAACAAUCGCUCUACUCUUUGACUUGACCAUGAUUUUAAUCCUUUUUUACAUUCACUUUUUAUCUCCAGGGUUGCCGCUCUCGCAGAGAAAACGCAAACACUUGCAGCGCAGGCGACUGAGAAAGCAAAGGGGAAAUAUGCGGAGGCCAUGGAAUUAGAAAGGGUGAAACUGGCACUCGAGAAGGGACAGGAAUACAAGGAGAAAAUCGGAGAAAGAGCAGCUGAAUAUUAUGAAAAGAGGAGGAAAGACAGUUGCCCUUUUCUCUUUUACAUCUUCCUCUGGUCUGUCUUUUUUCUAGUUAGGUCGGCACCGCCACAAUUAUAAGAAUGUUCUAUAAUGAUCAUAAAAACUACAAGCAACAUCUUAAAAUACUUACUUCUAGUACGUCGUCAACAUCGUGUUUUUCUUCUAAGCCACCAAGGAGAAAAUCGGAGAAAAAACGAGCGAGUUGAAAUCGAAGCUGGAGGAGAAGACGUCUGAGUACCGCGAUAAAGCGAAGGAAGCCAAAGAGAAGACCGCGGAGAAAACCAAAGCUCUCUGGAAGCGGGGAAAGGGCAAGAUCGUCAAAGUCAGGAAUGAAAUGGGACUGGCGUGGGGCAAAACCGCACAGGAAAUCCUACUCCAGAAAGAAGAAGCAGCGAAAAAGUGGACGGAUAUCAAGGUACAAUAGUCAGGAUGUGGUGACCGUGACCACUCAGUUCUUACUCAGGAAAAAGAAAAAGAACGUUCUUUCUAUCUACAGAAAUCACAUCAGGAAGUGCAAAGUGAAGUAGAAAGUAGAAACAGCUCUAGAAUACCCUCUAGAAUAGGCACAAUCAUCAUUCUUGGCACUUCCAACUCGACGAUUCGACGUAACGUAAUGUCGGUAACAUCAACAUAUCAUGAAACGAAACCAAACUUCCGGUAGACCCGAAAUACUACAAAAGAGGUGCCAUGAUAUGACAUGACAUGACAUGACAUGGCAUGACAUGACAUGACAUGACAUGACAUGACAUGACAACACCACGGACCUCAACCUCUUCUACUCCUCCAGAUCCGUGGUGCUGAGGAUAUCGUGGUAAGUGCAAGGUCCGAGUUCACGACCGCCUACCUUGUGGAGAAGGGGACUUUGAUGCGAUGGAGCUUCAGGGUGAAGGACUUCGAUAUUGGAUUUGGCGUCAGAGUACGAGUUAUGAAGGAUGGUGGCUCAGUGGAGGAGGAUGUCUUGCCAGUCGAGCGCUAUGACAAUGUUGAUACCAUCGAAGGAAGCUGGGUGGCAGAUGAAGAUAGUACAACUUUUAACUUUUAGACCCUUUUAGACUAGUACUUACAACUUUUACUUUUAUAAUAGUACAACUUUUAGACCCUUUUAUAGAUACUACUCGUCUUAUA